AUUAAAAUUCAAAAUAUUCAUUUUAUUGAUAAAAAUAUUCUACUAAUUCUCUCUGACUGUUGUCUGAGUCUCGAGUUUUUUUUUUAUCUUUGGUUGUAGUUGAUUAAUUGAAGUUUUUUUUCCUUAAAAAGUGGUAAAAUUUAAUUUUAAUUUCAGAAAAACAAAUAUUAAUUUAAAUUCAAACAAUAUGGUUGAUUCCAACGAAGAGACUCUUUUUGUUGUGGAUGAAGUAAGUGAUAUUAUCAAGGACUCAAUUGAACAUUCAAUCGGCAGUCAAUUAUACCAACAAAAUAUGGUAAAUAAAUGGACAAAUUCUGUAGUUGAAAACUGUCUAACAAGAUUAUGUAAAUUGGCCAAACCUUUUAAAUAUAUAGUGACAUGUGCCAUUAUGCAAAAAAAUGGUGCUGGUUUUCAUGCAGCCAGUUCAUGUUAUUGGGAUAACUUAACAGAUGGUAGCUGUACUGUGAGAUGGGAAAAUAAAACUAUGUAUGUUAUCGUUUCAGUUUUUGGUCUUGCCAUUUAAUUAUGAAAAUAAUUUUAUACGAAAAACAAAUAAAACUAAUAUUUAAAUUGAUAAA
Sipha flava (yellow sugarcane aphid) is the source of this 578-nucleotide messenger RNA. RefSeq names its product dynein light chain Tctex-type 1 (gene Dlc90F). Gene Ontology annotation, molecular function: dynein intermediate chain binding. The transcript is spliced from 3 exons. Gene Ontology annotation, cellular component: cytoplasm; cytoplasmic dynein complex. Bases 188 to 523 code for a protein of 111 amino acids. Gene Ontology annotation, biological process: microtubule-based movement. The record is from RefSeq and is a predicted model, not a curated record. NCBI's taxonomy places the organism in Eukaryota, Metazoa, Arthropoda, Insecta, Hemiptera, Aphididae.